GUAAGUGGCGUUCUGUGAAGUACCUUGUUCUCAGACACGUCUAUAUAAAUUUACGAGAUACACACCGUCAUUAAAACAAGUUUUCUCAUUGUGCUUUUGCUGCGAACCCUGAAAAGGUGUCCAAGAUGUUUUAUUACAACGACGAACUCAAAGAAAACAUGAAAAAUCGCUUGUCUUCCAUGUGGGAAAAAACGCGGAACAUGGAAAUCUGCAACGCUUUUCAACCCAGCUGGGGAAUCACUGUGCUCGGGUUUUUGCCGGUCGUUGGUAACUUCGCCAAUCUGGGUUGUGCCGUUCACGCAUACCAGCAUGGAGAGACCUGGCAUGGCCAUCAGAAGUUGGCAGAAGCCGUGGUAGGGAUUUCCCUGGAUUUGGCAACCAUGGGGUCCACCACCAAUGGUCUGAAAGUGGCACAAGCUGGCAUCACUCAUGCUAAUACUGCAUUGUUGGCUAUUGGUUGUAACAUGGUAGCUAAAGAUGUGGCUGUGCGCACUGCCACAAGAGUGGGUGCUUUUGGGGUUCUCCACUAUGUUAUGGAUCCCUUUUACCACAAAUAUUAAAUAAAAACAGUUUGUUUGUCUGUAAGCAAUGUUAGUGUAGCUAAUAAAGCUUUUGCCCGA
Molecule: messenger RNA, 620 nt
Organism: Zophobas morio
Lineage: Eukaryota; Metazoa; Arthropoda; Insecta; Coleoptera; Tenebrionidae
Exons: 3
Coding region: 126-560 (144 amino acids)
Source: RefSeq, a predicted model, not a curated record